GUUAGUUCGCCGACAGACCAGAAAGCGCCUAGUAAGAAUCCCGAGAACCCCGAGUGCCCGAAUCCGAGAUUGUGCCCAAAUUAGCCGCGCAGAAUUAAAAUUACACACAAGUUUUCAAGUGCUCGUGUCGCCAUUCCCCCGAAACCGUAACAUAACCUGACCCCAGGUGGGCGGAAAACCACCCCCACCACCACCCCACGCCGCCCACACGAACAUUAGACUUCUGUCACCUCCGAAGUGCCGUCGGUUUUUUAUUUGUACCUGUUGAAUUACCCUUUUUUGCGGCGUCGUUCUUCGAGCGCCUAUAUAAACAAACGCUCCCAACGGAUUUGCGUUUAUUCUGCAUUGUCACAUCUAACGGUAAAGACAAUUCAGGAAGAGCAAAAAUCAAAUAUCAAGCCAAAUCAGAAAUCUAUUCAGAAUAUUUAGUGGUAUACUUGGAAUACGGCUGGAAAAAAAUCUGAAGUCUAUUUUCGGAACAAUUCAGUAAAAAAGUACAGCUACAGUAAAAAAGUACAGUUACAGUGGAAAGUGUUAAACUGAUUGAACUUUAUUAAGGAUCAAGUGUGAAGAACUACACAGUUCACGUUUUUUUUUAAAUCGGAGUGAAAUUCGAAAAAGUUGAGGAUGUCAGCCGUGUCGUCGCCGACCACCUGUGGUUGCUCGCCUGUCCACUGGGCCAUUGUCAUUGUGCUCCUGUCAGUGGCGAUUGGACCGGGGAACGCCCUGCCCCGUCCAGCCCGCAACACGCAGUUGUUGUUCAGCGAGCUCCUGGGAGGCGGGAAUGAGGACAACAGCUAUUAUACCGAGCAGUUGAAGGAACAAAAACAGCAGCGCCUGCCAUCCUUCGCCAGGAAGUGGCCAUCGCUGAGGGAUCUCCUGCUGACCGCCGACUACGAUGACUUUGGAGUCACCCAGGAGAGCGAUGAGCCCGAGGCGACCAGCUCGCGACUGCUGGCCCGUCUUCACAAACUGGGGGACAAUGGUGGCGGCGAUGAGUUGCGCUACAAUGUCGUCACCGAUCUAACCAACAUGCCCAGCAAGAAAGUCAUGCCAGGACACUCCCUCAAGGAUCACAACACCAAGAAGAAUGUUCAAUUUCGUAAACAAUAUAUGUCGCCUUGCCACUUCAAGAUCUGCAACAUGGGACGCAAGCGCAACGCCGGCUUCAAUCCCUACUGAAGAGGAGUAUCGAUGCACCCAAGAAACACCCAACGCAGAACAAAAGCAAAAUUAAAUAAAACUUUCAAAGAAAAAUUAGAAUUUGCAUUGUCACAAACCGUUGAACGAAUGUUCAAAUGCCAAGUAUUGUCUACUGUUUUAAUUUUAGUUAGAUAAACCCGCGCAGAAUUUAAUUAGAAGUUAUGACUACAUUGUAUUUAUAAUAUAUGAAUCGACCUGCACAUGCAGAUACACAUCUGACUCCCUGCUCUCUUUAAACUGACCCCACACACAUUAAAGUAUUUCCAUAUUAGUUUUAACUCUAAUAUUAUCUAUGAUUCUUGUUGUAUUCGAAAUACAUUUAAUAAUAAUCAACAAAAUGUUGUUAGAUAUUAAGCCCAAAUAUUACAGAAAAUAUUACAAAAUAUUUAUUGAAAAAACCAAACGAACAAGAAUGAUCUGUGGCCAAUUUCUUGAAUAAAUGUUAUAUGAUUAUGGUAUUCAAGGACCCAAAAGGUGGUCCACUAAAUGUUUUUGGCAAUACAUUACUUAAGGUAAUUUCCGAUUUGAAAAUCAUUUGAGCUCCGUAAAGUAUUAUAAGCUUAAUGGGACUCAAUACAUUUCUUGGUUGAAUAUGAAGCCAUCUUUUAGGCUUUGGUUGGACUCCUUUUAUAGUUUAUUCGGGUAUAAAGAUAAAUGAUUCUUGGCAAAAAAUACUUUGGCUUUAAUUCUUACAAAUUUUAAUAUAAGGCUGAAAUAAUUUUUCCUUCAAUGGAAAUUAUAUCAGCAAAGUUCUCUGAAUAUUCCGUUUCCGAGGUUAGAGCUUUAGAAAGUUUACCGGACUUGGAUUUUAAGAUUGGUUUCGAGUAAGAUCUAAUUAGUCUUCAAGAUUUUUAUUGGCACUUUGAACUGAACACAAAGUCAAUUAAAGCGUGUUAAUACUCGAUGUGAAACCACUUAAUUGUUUUUACUGGCUCGCCCUCGUUAAUUAUAUAAUGAUUUGCAUAUUGACACAGAGAAUUAGUAGAUCUCUAGAUACUUCUAGGAAAGUGUUAAGAUACUGCUAAUUAAUACCCAUUCGGAAGUCGUAAUAACUGCAAUAAAAUCACGCUGCCACCUCUGGUGGCAAACCCACUGUGUUUUUUUUUUUGGAUUUGCCGGCCUCCAGGUCGCAAUUGCAAAGGCCAAGUGCCACUGCAAUUUGUUGAAAAGUCAGAAGCAGAACCCAAAUCGGCCGAAUCUGGUGGGUGUAGUAAGUAGUACGGAACCGAUCGAGGUGUCUGCAGGAUAUGAAAUAUAGAAAUCGAUCGCGUUUACAGUCGGCCACUUAAUGUCAAGCCGGCGCCGUUGGCCAUUAAAAACGGUGUGGAACGAAGCCAACUGGCAAGUAGUAAACGCCCA
Messenger RNA from Drosophila ficusphila, 2562 nucleotides. RefSeq lists its product as uncharacterized. NCBI's taxonomy places the organism in Eukaryota, Metazoa, Arthropoda, Insecta, Diptera, Drosophilidae. The transcript is spliced from 5 exons. The record is from RefSeq and is a predicted model, not a curated record. Bases 628 to 1182 code for a protein of 184 amino acids.